This is a messenger RNA of Ictalurus furcatus (blue catfish), 2764 nucleotides long. It is a transcript of the gene pfkfb1, whose product is annotated as 6-phosphofructo-2-kinase/fructose-2,6-biphosphatase 1. Gene Ontology annotation, cellular component: cytosol; 6-phosphofructo-2-kinase/fructose-2,6-biphosphatase complex. Gene Ontology annotation, biological process: fructose 2,6-bisphosphate metabolic process; fructose metabolic process. Lineage: Eukaryota; Metazoa; Chordata; Actinopteri; Siluriformes; Ictaluridae. The record is from RefSeq and is a predicted model, not a curated record. The transcript is spliced from 14 exons. The coding region runs from base 1127 to 2500 and encodes 457 amino acids. Gene Ontology annotation, molecular function: ATP binding; fructose-2,6-bisphosphate 2-phosphatase activity; 6-phosphofructo-2-kinase activity.
UUCCUUUGUUUCUAAGAAUACCAUACCAUUAGUUGCACCUCUGCAAAGAAUACGUUUUGCAUUCUGUACCCAUGUACAACAACCAUGUACACCUCAAAUAUUUUUGAUAAUCGUAUAUCUACUCCUGCACUGACAUCUGGUGGCUAAUCAAUGUUUCUGACCUUCAUCCACUUCAUUCAUUAAUCUGCUGUCCUCUGCGUCUGGGUGAACACUGAAUGCUAUGACUUGUCUACAUUGUGCUUCAACUUCCCCUGCUUUUCCAACUCUGAACUUAAAUAUUUAUCCUUUAAAUAUUUGCCUACUUAAAUAUUUAUCCUUUCUAUUUCUAUUAUCCGGUACAGUUGCACAGACGUGUAGAAUCAAUUUCCAAGGCUCACUGAAGCAAUUUUGGUGGCUCUGGUGUCCAAAACAUCUUAUUAUUAAUUUGUCAAACAUCUGUAUAUCAGUCACACUAGCAGUUUUCUAUUUUAAUAUAUUUCACAUAUAUUGCAGUUUAUAUGGGUGAAUAUACUAACAAUAAAUUAUAAUAUAUGAACUGUUCGAUAGAGUAUUGUAUAUCACAAUGCAAAUGAUGCAUGGUUUUAAUUUAAUCAUGCAUCCUUUGUUAUCCUCAAUACUGUUUUAUUCCAUAAUGUGAUCAACAUUUGAGCAGGGAAUGAAAAUAAAAAUACAUAAAAUGCUGUCAUAUUAUUUCUCCAUUAGAUUAGUGUAUAAAACCAGCAGCUUCAGUGAAGACUGUCACAAUUUAUCCUACCACAUAUACUGAAAUUUGUAUAUUCCUACUGUGUAUACCCAAAUAUCCAUUGCAGAAUAAUGUUCUGUGUUAAUAGUGUCAAAGACAAUUCUGCAUAUGAUCAGUGGAGAAUGUGCGUACAUGCUAAAAGUCACAGCAUGACCUUUGCUCUUGUUAUGUGUGAUGUGUGUAUAUAGUGAUCCCUUGGUCUGGAUGAUGUUAAAGGCCAAGAUCAGACUGCUCAGAUCAUAUGUCUGUGUGUAAUGAGGGAGGGUGUGGGAACCUCAGCAAGAGCCAAAGCCUGUCAGUUCAUAAAAGCAUCCAAUAUAUACGGCAUCAAGCAUAUGGUACGGUGGUGUGUUCAGGCAAUUUCUUUUCAGUUUUCUUCCGGAGAUGGACAUGUUUCCGAAAGAGUUGCGCAUGCAAACCCUCUGUGACAGCACAGCGUCACGACCCCAGUUUACAAACUCUCCAACCAUGAUUGUAAUGGUGGGGCUGCCUGCCAGAGGAAAGACUUAUAUCUCCAGGAAGCUUACACGCUACUUCAACUGGAUUGGAGUCCCAACUCAAGUCUUUAAUCUGGGCCAGUACAGAAGAGAAGCAGUCAAGAGUUACAAAAACUAUGAAUUCUUCCACCCAGAUAAUGAAGAGGCCAUGAAUAUCCGCAGGGCUUGCGUUUUCAAGGCCCUCAAGGACAUUGCCAACUACUUCACUAGGGAGCAGGGACAAGUAGCAGUAUUUGAUGCCACUAACACCACAACGGAGAGGAGAGGAAUCAUCACCAGCUUCGCCAAGGAGAGGGGCUACAAGGUGUUUUUUAUCGAGUCGAUUUGUGAUGACCCAGAAAUUAUUGAGGCAAAUAUAAAGGAAGUGAAACUGAAUAGCCCGGACUAUGAGACCUGUGAUAAAGACGAGGUGCUGGAGGACUUUCUGAAGCGCGUUGAAUGCUACAAGAUGACUUACAUUUCCCUUGAUGAUGAAAAGGACAGGAAUAUGUCCUACAUUAAGAUCUUCAACGUGGGCACCAGAUAUCUGGUGAACAGGGUUCAGGACCAUAUCCAGAGCCGUAUAGUGUACUACCUCAUGAACAUCCAUGUCACACCACGCUCCAUCUACCUCAGCAGGCAUGGGGAGAGCGAGCUGAACCAGUUGGGCCGCAUCGGAGGAGACUCUGGCCUUUCUUCACAAGGCAAAAGGUAUGCUGGUGCUCUGUCAGAGUUCAUCAGAAAUCAGGCGAUAAAAGACCUAAAAGUGUGGACGAGUCACUUGAAACGGACCAUACAGACGGCUGAGGCUCUGGGAGUCACUUACGAGCAGUGGAAAGCCCUGAAUGAGAUCGAUGCUGGUGUGUGUGAGGAGAUGACUUAUGAAGAGAUCCAGGAGAACUACCCAGAGGAGUUCGCGAUGAGAGACCAAGACAAGUAUCGGUACAGAUACCCCAAAGGAGAAUCUUACGAAGACUUGGUGCAUCGCCUAGAGCCAGUCAUCAUGGAGCUGGAGAGACAGGAGAAUGUGCUGGUCAUCUGCCACCAGGCAGUCAUGCGUUCUCUGUUGGCCUACUUCCUGGACAAAAGUGCAGACGAACUUCCGUACCUUAAAUGUCCACUCCAUACUGUACUCAAACUAACACCAGUGGCCUACGGAUGCAAAGUGGAAUCUAUUUACCUAAACAUCCCAGCAGUCAACACACACAGAGAAAAACCUGCGAACGUGGAUGUGACAAGACCUCCAGAAGAAGCACUUCGCACAGUUCCUGAACAUUUCUAACACAGCUUAUACAACACUUAGUUCCAAAAGUGAUGAUAUUCAGUAUAACAGCUCUGUUACAUUUCAGUGUUUCUAUCACUCCGCUCGACUGUGUUCGCCACAUAAGUCUAAGAAUAAUUCAUUUCACUGAAACCGUUACUGCACUUACUGCGGUCUGUCAGUCAGUCUGUGUAUUACACUGCAUCACACAACGCUCUAUCCAGCUGUGGCUUCUGUGGGAACUGUUUUUGUUGACGGAGGAAAAAUAAACAAAAUCUUUGGCCA